AUGCCACCUAUCUUCAAGGAACCAGACCUGACUGCCGAAGACAUUGCGCGUGGUGACAGACACAGGACCCACGGCAGCCCUUGGGUUCUUUUCCUGCGCCCUCGCAGCGACUUCGACGGAUCCGCUUGGUGUACGGUUCACCAGAACGCCUGGGAACUCGUCUUGAAAGUUCUACGUUUCGCCAGAACCGUAGACGACGCCUACUACGAGGCUGCCAUGGUCGCAAUGCGUCGUUGGAACGCGGAUCAUGCAAUGUCGGCCGAUCCUACUCACUUCCUGAUCUAUCUGGAACAGCAAAUUCAGAUGGAAGGUGGUCGCCUUCGUGAAAACUCUUACAUCUGGAGAGCUUAUUCCGAUUGUAAUGGCCCUCAGACUCUGACAUUCUCGCGUUUCGAAGACAGCUCCCCGACCGAGCCUAACCUCGCUGUUGACGAGACUAGUGCCGAGUUCUUCCUCGCGGAGACUAUGCUCAACUACCGCUUGCGCAGUCUUGCUUACAUCAGCAAUGAGGAAUGCAAGGUUGAGCUUAGGCUCGACAGAAGAUCGCUUCUAGGCGUUCCACUCACGAGUCCGGCCAUGGUGAUGGAUGCGACUAGAGAGGCUUACACUGCUGUCAACAAGGUAAUACCGAAUUGGCUGACGCUGCAGCUUCCAGCACAUCUAGCUCCUCUGUCAUUGUCUUCGCCUACUCCGUCCCAUGGUAGGCAAACUCCUUCUCAGGGCAAUCCCCUUGGUAUCAUCAAACGCCCUCAUAAGUGCCCUUUCUGUAGGUCCUGCUUCAGUACUGAACCUAGACGUGACACUCACAUACAAUCAGUCCAUGGUGGUCAAAUCGCAUUGGCCGCUCAACAACACGCUACUGACCAGAUUCCAGCUGCGCCGACGACUUCGGCUCCCCCUGGCUGCGCUCCUGCCUCUGACACUCCUCUUGGGUACGCUCCUGCCUCUGCUAUUCCUUGGGAAUAUGCUCCUACCUCUGCUAUCCCGUUGGGCCCUCAAAGUUCUGCUACAGCCGAACCUGAGAUUGGCGACGAGGAGGAGACUGGCCCCGUCGAGAUUGUACCUCACGGCUCCCCUGACAGUGUUCAGCCUUGA
Molecule: messenger RNA, 1095 nt
Organism: Aureobasidium subglaciale EXF-2481
Lineage: Eukaryota; Fungi; Ascomycota; Dothideomycetes; Dothideales; Saccotheciaceae
Exons: 1
Coding region: 1-1095 (364 amino acids)
Source: RefSeq, a predicted model, not a curated record